AUGACAAAGGGUGAAUCACAAGAAUGGGACGACCUCAUCAAAUGGUUGGAAGAGAAACAUCCUGGAUUCGAGAGGAAUCUAUCAUUGAGGGAUGUACCGGGUCUCGAAAGAGGUCUGGUAACCUCCAAGAAGCUCAAAAAAGGCGAUAUCCUCUUCCAUAUCCCAUCAUCAUGUAUGCUCAACCCUUUAACGCUCCUGCCAAACUCACCAAUACCCUCUCAUCUCUUCCCUCAGACCACAUCCAAGUCAGUCUCAACGUCUUCUCUUACUCCAAUACAGAAAAAACCUCGAAUAGGUAAUCCACCUCGUAAAUUAGACACCACCCAGCUUCUCACCCUACACCUAGCCUUGACGAAAGAUCCGAAAGGGAGGUACAAGAGCGACUGGCAGGUAUAUAUCGAUAGUCUACCUAUAUCAUUCAGACCAUGGCAUCCCCUAACUUGGAUCGUGAGCCCUUCUGAUAAGGCCCAAAAGGAAGAAUGGGAAUGGUGGAAUUAUUUGUAUGCGAUUGGAUUAUCGGGAUCGACGAAAAUGAAAGUGCAAGAUGUCAAGAAUCGGUUUGAGAGGGACUAUGAGGUGUUGAGCGAUGUGUUGAAGGAGGAAGAACCUUUCAAAAGUCAGGGAUUAGACGGGAUGAUAAGUGAAGAACACAUACUCUGGGCAUGGUUGAACGUAAACACCAGAUCCAUUUCCAUCCCUCUCGGUCUACCAGGACCAUCGGAGCGAAACAACCAUACCCUCGUCCCCUUAAUGGAUUUUAUUAAUCACUCAUCUAACGAAUCACUCAUCACACCUAAAGUCAAACAAUUACCUACACCUUCUUCAUCACGUACGCGCAAACCAUCAGUAACCGCAAAAUCAAAUACGAAUGGAUCACCUUCUUCUCCUCUACCCAGCAAAACCAAUGGGCACACCGACGCCAGCAUCGGAAUUAAACAUAACGCAGUACUAUUACCCAAUAAGAUAGAUUUCCAGUUGAGUUGUCCAGAUAGAGGAUUGGAUGCGAAUGACGAAGUGCUCUUCGAAUAUGGUGGUCAUUCAAGCUCGACGUUAUUUGCGGAAUAUGGGUUCUGCGAAGUACCUAAAUCACCUAUACCUCAAACAAAUGGCUGGCUGGAUAUGAAAUAUGGUGAAGUCGACUUGACAUCAUACAUCAACGAACUAUGGGAUCAGCAAGAUCAAGAAGAUAAGGAAGAGAAAAGGCAAGUGUUGGAGGAUAUAGGCUGUUGGGGAGGAAAUACACUUCACGCUCAACCAUCCCCUUGUCAUCCCUCACAUUCACUCUUGAUGACUAUCCGAUUACUUCACUUACCCACUUCUUCACCUAAAUUACCCAAUAUAUCAAAAGGACUGAUAACGUAUAUAUCACCUCAGAACGAAACUUCCACUCUAUUGACUUUAGAAGGGAUCUGUAAGAGGGUAGUCAAGGAAGCUACGAAGCGCGAUAAGGUGCUGGAGAAGCUAGUCAAGGAAGAGAAGAAUAAUGAGAAAGUGGGUGUGAUAGGGAUGUUAAGGGCUAUGUGCGAUGAGGAGAAGGUGAUAUGUGGAGAGGUGUUGAGAAGGCUGGAAAAGGGCGAUGAUUUUCAAUAG
Molecule: messenger RNA, 1590 nt
Organism: Kwoniella botswanensis
Lineage: Eukaryota; Fungi; Basidiomycota; Tremellomycetes; Tremellales; Cryptococcaceae
Exons: 6
Coding region: 1-1590 (529 amino acids)
Biological process (GO): peptidyl-lysine trimethylation; peptidyl-lysine monomethylation
Molecular function (GO): protein binding; protein-lysine N-methyltransferase activity
Source: RefSeq, a predicted model, not a curated record